Lipotes vexillifer (Yangtze River dolphin) is the source of this 3262-nucleotide messenger RNA. RefSeq names its product MBL associated serine protease 1 (gene MASP1). The coding region runs from base 403 to 2502 and encodes 699 amino acids. Gene Ontology annotation, cellular component: extracellular region. Gene Ontology annotation, molecular function: serine-type endopeptidase activity; calcium ion binding. The transcript is spliced from 16 exons. Gene Ontology annotation, biological process: complement activation, lectin pathway; proteolysis. NCBI's taxonomy places the organism in Eukaryota, Metazoa, Chordata, Mammalia, Artiodactyla, Lipotidae. The record is from RefSeq and is a predicted model, not a curated record.
ACACACACGGUGAUACAAAUACCUAUUUGAGCUGCUCAGUUAUUCUCUCUCAGGAGCUGGAAGCAGCCGUAUGGGAUGAAGGAGGGACCUGGAGAAGCAGAUCUUUUAAGGAAGAAGACAGAUUCUGUUCUGUCAGGUUCCUCUGAGUGUGUGUACGAGCAAGUCAGAGAAGAGAGAGAGGAGAGAGAGAGGAAAAGGCAGAGGGAGAGAGGGAGAGAGGGGGAGAGGGGAUCUGUUGCAGGCAGGGGAAGGCGUGACCUGAAUGGAGAAUGCCAGCCAAUUCCAGAGACACACAGGGACCUCAGAACAAAGAUAAGACAUCGCUGACACCACACCGGGGACGAGCUCGCAGACAAGUCAGGCCGGGGAGACCAGGCAGCCAGGAACACCCAAGGCAGGAAAAUGAGGUGGCUCCUUCUCUCUCAUGCUCUGUGCUUCUCCUUGUUGAAGGCUUUGGCCCACAUAGUGGAGCUUAACAAUAUGUUUGGCCAGAUUCAGUCGCCUGGCUAUCCAGACUCUUAUCCAAGUGAUUCAGAGGUGACGUGGAAUAUCACUGUCCCAGAGGGAUUUCGGAUCAAGCUUUACUUCAUGCACUUCAACUUGGAAUCCUCUUACCUUUGUGAAUACGACUAUGUGAAGGUAGAAUCUGAAGACCAGGUGCUGGCAACCUUCUGUGGCAGGGAAACCACAGACACAGAACAGACCCCUGGCCAGGAAGUGGUCCUCUCCCCUGGCUCCUUCAUGUCUAUCACUUUCCGUUCAGAUUUCUCCAACGAGGAGCGAUUCACAGGCUUUGAGGCUCACUACAUGGCUGUGGAUGUGGACGAGUGCAUGGAGCGAGAGGAUGAGGAGCUGUCCUGUGACCACUACUGCCAUAACUACAUCGGCGGCUACUACUGCUCCUGCCGCUUCGGCUACAUCCUCCACACAGACAACAGGACAUGCCGAGUGGAGUGCAGUGACAACCUCUUCACGCAGAGGACUGGCGUGAUCACCAGCCCCGACUUCCCCAGCCCUUACCCUAAGAGCUCCGAAUGCGUCUACACCAUUGAGCUGGAGGAGGGUUUCAUGAUCAGCCUGCAGUUUGAGGACAUUUUCGACAUUGAGGACCAUCCUGAGGUGUCCUGCCCCUAUGACUACAUCAAGAUUAAAACCGGUCCAAAAGUUCUGGGGCCCUUCUGUGGAGAGAAAGCCCCAGAACCCAUCAAUACCCAGAGCCACAGCGUCCAGAUCCUGUUCCGCAGUGACAACUCAGGCGAGAACCGGGGCUGGAGGCUGUUGUACAGGGCAACAGGGAAUGAGUGCACCAAGCUGCAGCCUCCUGUCCAUGGGAAUAUUGAGCCCUUGCAAGCCAAGUACUUUUUCAAAGACCAGGUGCUCAUCAGCUGUGACACAGGCUACAAAGUUCUGAAGGAUAAUGUGGAGAUGGACACGUUCCAGAUCGAGUGUCUGAAGGAUGGGACGUGGAGUAACAAGAUUCCCACCUGUAAAAUUGUGGACUGUGGAGCCCCGGCAGAGCUGGAAAACGGACUGGUCACAUUUUCCACCAGAAACAACCUUACCACAUACAAAUCUGAGAUCAGAUACUCCUGUCAGCAGCCCUACUACAAGAUGCUGCACAGUAUCACAGAUGUAUAUACGUGUUCUGCCCAAGGAGUCUGGAUGAAUGAAGUCCUGGGGAGAAGCCAGCCCACCUGCCUGCCAGUGUGUGGGAUCCCCAAGUUCUCCCGGAAUCUGAUGGCCAGGAUCUUCAAUGGACGCCCAGCCCAGAAGGGCACCACCCCAUGGAUUGCCAUGCUGUCACACCUGAAUGGGCAGCCCUUCUGCGGGGGCUCCCUUUUAGGCUCCAAAUGGAUUGUGACCGCGGCUCACUGCCUUCACCAACUGCUGGAUUCAGAGGACGCAACCCUACAUGGCUUGGACCUGCUCAGCCCCUCUGCUUUCAAAAUCAUCAUGGGCAAGCAUUGGAGGUACCGGCCAGAUGAGAAUGAACAGAGUCUCAACGUCAAACAAAUCUUCCUCCAUCCCCUGUAUAACCCCAACACAUUUGAGAAUGACGUGGCUCUGGUGGAGCUGUCGAAGAGCCCGGUGCUGAAUGACUUCGUGAUGCCCAUCUGUCUGCCGCAGGGGCCACUGCAGGAAGGGACCAUGGUCAUCGUCAGUGGCUGGGGGAAGCUGUUCUUGCAAAGGUUCCCGGAGACCCUGAUGGAGAUCGAAAUCCCAGUUGUUGACCACCGCAUCUGCCAGGAGGCCUAUACCCCACUGAAGAAGAAAGUGACCAGAGACAUGAUCUGUGCUGGGGAGAAGGAAGGCGGGAAGGAUGCCUGUGCGGGUGACUCUGGAGGGCCCAUGGUGACCUUGGAUAUAGAGAGAGGCCAAUGGUACCUGGUGGGCACGGUGUCCUGGGGUGUGGACUGCGGAAAGAAGGACCGUUACGGAGUGUAUUCCUACACCUUCCACAACAAGGACUGGAUACAGAGGGUCACCGGGAUGAGGAAUUGAAUUCGGUUCCUCACCGUCUUCCUCACAUGUCCAUAUGGUCAGUCAGCAGCAGAGGAUGGUUAUCUGAUGCAAGAUGCCCCUUGCCCUACACGCACCUCAUUUGGCCCAUCUAUUACUGGCCAAUAAAGGGGGCAUCUCAGCCCCCUUCUCAGUCUCUUUAAAGCAGCAGAGUAGCAGGGUGGUCAGAAUCCAGGUUGUAUCACCUACUAGCUUUGUAACACUGGGCAGGUGACCUCACGUCUUUGAGCCUCAGUUUCUUUGUCCGUAUUAUGGAAAUGGCAUACCUUACCUACCUCAUAAAAGUCUGAUGAGGAUCAAAUUUAGUUAAUAUACAUAUAGCAUGUAGCACAGUGCAGGCAUAAACUAAGUGCUCAAUAAAUAUGACUUAGCAGAAGGCCGGUGUGUCUAGCAGGCACAUUACAUUCUCUUACAAAUCCUGGCUGGGCCUUAGGGCUGACCAGUGUGCACCGCUCCCCUCAACCUUGACCAUCUCCUUCACCUGCCCCCGAAUGCUCCAUGCUUCUUUACUACCAUGCAUUUCCCAUCCUCAAUCCUCCCCAUAAAAAGGUAAAAGAGACAAUGUUCUUAGUCUAUGGCAUGUCCCAUAGUGAGGCCCUUAUGACCAUGAGCUGGAUACCAAACUGUGAGAGUGCCUGAGAGAAGCAGGCACUCUCACAGGGUGGGGAGACUGGGAAUGGUGAAUUAGGAAGUCAGACAUCAGGUUCUAGAACCAGCUCUGCCCGCAGCUCCCUGUGACUCU